AUGAUGCUUGAUAGCAGUGCUGCAGACGGCGGGAGCUGGUGGUCGGGGAUGUGGCGAUUCCUAAAGUCCUACACCUCACAUGUGGGAGGGGCGUACGUUGAGUUUGCCACCCCCCUUGCCCUCUUUUUCGUAUUUAACAUGGCAAUGGACAUGCAGGACAUGGAACGCUUUGGCCUCGCGUGGCUGCAUUACUCCCGCGUAGAGGACGAACGCGAGCGGGAAGAGAAGUUUCCGGCGUACGAGCCCGGCAGCGCACCGCAGCGCAAGCGUGUUAAGGCGGCCAGCAUAACGGAUUACAUCACCUCCACAGCGUAA
Messenger RNA from Trypanosoma rangeli, 315 nucleotides. RefSeq lists its product as uncharacterized. NCBI's taxonomy places the organism in Eukaryota, Euglenozoa, Kinetoplastea, Trypanosomatida, Trypanosomatidae. The coding region runs from base 1 to 315 and encodes 104 amino acids. The transcript has a single exon. The record is from RefSeq and is a predicted model, not a curated record.